GUGGAAAAGUCUUUAUCCCUCGACACGUUCUCUCAGCAACACGAGAUCCAGACACCCUGUGCGUCCCAGCAAACAGACAAUGACAAUCUCGAAUCCCAUGCAACGACGGAAGCAUAUUCUUCCCCCACAGAUCCAACCCCGCAAACCCCGGACUGAAUCUCCAAUUCUGGAGAAGCAAUUGUUCGGUUGUUGAAUUGAGUUGGCCCUUGCUGGUCCAGCGGCACACUAGUUUUUGGAGACGUUUUACUGCUAGACUAGGGGGAAUAUGGGUCAACUUGACUUGUAUAAAUCUUUGCCCCCCACCGGUUUUGGGGAUUGUCUCUUCGACUCUCCAGUUCAUCCACAACCUUCUUUGCAACCUUAUCUCCCCACAGCUGCAACAAUUCUCAAGCAGUAAAGUUCAGGUUUGAACCUUGAGACGCCGCAAUCAUGGGCCUCUUGACUCUGCAAGAAGAUCGGCCUACGCCGAAGGCCGUCUACAACUGGCGCGUCUACACAUGCGCCGCCAUUGCAUCAAUGGCUGCUUGCACAAUUGGUUACGACUCUGCUUUCAUCGGCACGACACUUGCUCUGCCCUCAUUCGUGCAGGAGUUCAACUUUGAGAACUAUGAGCCUAAUGCGCUUGCCCUGGUCAAGCAGAACAUUGUCUCUGUGUACCAGGCCGGUGCCUUCUUUGGAUCUCUGUUCGCCUAUGUCAGCAGUUACUUCAUUGGCCGCCGAUAUUCUCUUAUCCUCUUCUCUCUUGUCUUUAUGGUCGGUGCUGGUAUGAUGCUGGGUGCCAAUGGUGCCCGGGGUCUCGGCCUUAUUAUCGGUGGACGCGUCUUGGCCGGUAUCGGUGUCGGUGGAUGCUCCAACAUGACACCCAUUUACAUCUCAGAAUUGGCUCCUCCCGCUGUACGAGGUCGUCUUGUCGGUCUUUACGAAGUCGGAUGGCAAGCCGGUGGUCUUGUUGGUUUCUGGAUCAACUACGGAAUCAACCAGCACCUCCCUUAUGCCCCUGGCCAGAACGAAAACGUCUGGCUGAUCCCCUUUGCUGUUCAGCUCAUCCCUGCCGGUCUUCUUCUUAUCGGUGCCGUCUUCAUUCCUGAGUCGCCUCGAUGGUUGUUCUCCAAGGGCAAGCGCGACAAGGCUAUCAAGAACCUUUGCUGGAUGCGAAACCUUGACCGAGAGGAUAUCUACAUCGUUGAGGAGAUUGGCUUUAUCGAUGCUGAGAUUGACCGAUUCAACAGCGCUGUUGGCGCUGGCUUCUGGAAGCCUUUUGCUGCUCUCAAGCAAGCCAAGGUUCGAUGGCGCUUCCUCCUCGGUGCUCUUCUCUUCGUCUUCCAAAACGGCUCCGGUAUCAACGCUAUCAACUACUACAGCCCCACUGUCUUCCGAAGUAUCGGCAUCACCGGUACCAACACUAGCUUCCUCACCACUGGUAUCUUUGGCGUUGUCAAGACGGCUAUUACCUUUGUCUGGAUUCUCGUUCUUAUCGAUCACGUCGGUCGCCGAAACCUUCUCAUGAUCGGUGCCGGCGGUGGUGCUUUCUGCAUGUACUUCAUUGGUGCUUACAUCAAGAUCGCCAACAACCAGGCCAAGAUCGAUGCUGGAGAGACCCCCACCCUCUCCUCUGGUGGCAUUGCAGCUAUCUUCUUCUUCUAUCUCUGGACCGCUUUCUACACACCAUCAUGGAACGGUACACCAUGGGUUCUCAACUCGGAGAUGUUCGACCAGACCACCCGCUCUCUCGGCCAGGCCAACGCCGCCGCCAACAACUGGUUCUGGAACUUUAUCAUCGCCCGUUUCACCGAGCAGAUGUUCAAUGCUUGGGGAUGGGGAGUGUACAUCUUCUUCGCCUCCCUCAUGGUCUUAUCCAUCUUCUUCGUCUUCUUCUGCAUUCCUGAGACCAAGGGUGUUCCUCUUGAGGCGAUGGACAAGCUGUUUGAGACUAAGCCUAUCUGGAGGGCUAACAAGAUUGUCAUGGAGGAAUUGAGACUCCAGGAUGAGGAGUUCCGUCAUAAUGCUGAUGGUGCUGAUCUGCGAGAGGAGAAGGCCAAUGCUGAGCAGAUUGAGGGCAAGGCUUAAAAGUCUAAUGAUGAUUUAGGUAUGAGGUUAAAUAUAAUUUAGAUUGGGUUAAUACAUCACUAUGAACAACAUCUUCGUCUUUGUUUU
Messenger RNA from Fusarium odoratissimum NRRL 54006, 2154 nucleotides. Its product is annotated as quinate permease. Gene Ontology annotation, molecular function: carbohydrate:proton symporter activity. Gene Ontology annotation, biological process: transmembrane transport; carbohydrate transport. The transcript has 2 exons. The record is from RefSeq and is a predicted model, not a curated record. NCBI's taxonomy places the organism in Eukaryota, Fungi, Ascomycota, Sordariomycetes, Hypocreales, Nectriaceae. Gene Ontology annotation, cellular component: membrane. The coding region runs from base 430 to 2067 and encodes 545 amino acids.